AUGCCCACCUUUCCCAAUGCCUGCUUCCUCGGCACACCCACCCCUCUCGCACGCCUUAUCCGCAGCCCUGCGCCUCUGCGCACUGGAGGAAUCCCCGCAAUCCCCGCCGCGCGCCGCCUCGCCCCCAUGAGCGCCCCAGCAGCAGCCGUCCCCGAGGACGGCCAGCACACGAUCAUGCCCUGCGAAACCAGCAUCCUGCCCAUUGACGCCUCCAAGCUCGGCACCAUCACCCUGUCCCGCCCCGAUGACGGCGCCCUGCUCGAAGACUGGGACAUCUCGUGGGCCACGUCGGGCCCCGACAUCGCCCGCCUGCGCCAGGCCGCCGCCGAGCUGCAAGAUGGCGCCCUCCCCGUCGCCUUCCCGACCGAGACCGUGUAUGGCCUGGGCGCCGACGCGACCAGCAGCGCCGCCGUGCGCGGCAUCUACACGGCCAAGCAGCGCCCAGCCGACAACCCGCUGAUCGUCCACGUCGCCUCGUUGCGCCAGCUGGGCUCCAUCCUGCGCCCUUCUUCAUCGUCAUCUUCUUCUCCCGCCGCCGCCGACGACGAGGACGUGAGGAACCCCGCCUCCCUAAUCCCCAAAAUCUACCACCCGCUCAUCCGCCGCUUCUGGCCGGGCCCGCUCACCCUGAUCCUGCCGCUCCCCAACGCGCCCUCGUCAUCGGCGCCCCUCGCGCCCGAGGUGACGGCCGGGCUCUCGACCUUCGGCGCGCGCAUGCCGGGCUCGCUGAUCGCGCUGCUGCUGAUCCGGCUGGCGGACCGGCCGCUGGCGGCGCCCUCGGCCAACGCGAGCACCAAGCCCAGCCCGACGGCCGCCGAGCACGUCGCCCACGACCUGCGCGGCCGCGUCGCCACCAUCCUGGACGGCGGGCCCUGCGACGUCGGCGUCGAGAGCACCGUCGUCGACGGCGUCAGCGGCGACACCCCCGUCAUCCUGCGCCCCGGCGGCGUGAGCAUCGACGAGCUGCGCCGCUGCGACGGCUGGGAGCGCGUCGGCGUGGCCUAUCAGGACAAGGCUGAGAUGGGGGGUGCCGGCAGCGGUGAUGGCAAGAAGAAGGGCCGGGGUGCUGCCGACGACGAGGACGAGGAGCCGGCGGCGAAGAAGAGGAAGAAGGAAGCGCCGCGGGCCCCUGGCAUGAAGUACCGGCACUACUCCCCCAAGGCGAGGGUGGUGCUGUUCGAGGCGGGGACCGGCCUGCCGAGCAAGGAAGCCGUAGAGGACUACCGAAAGGUGGGCACGAUCAGGACGAAGAAGUGGCCGAGAGGCUGCGGUCUUCCACUUGCACAGCAGCAGAACGGCGAUGACGCGGAGCAGCAGCAGCCGCAAGAGGAGAGGGAGGAGAGCAAAGCGGAGGAGGGCCGGGAAAGCGCGGCGCCCGUCACGAACGGCACGGACCAGAGCCAGCACCGCGGCUUCUCGAAAAUGCUCGACACGCUCACCGUACGCCCCGUACCCAAGCCGCAACGGCUGCUCGCAGCAGAAAGCGACGUCGACCGGGAGAUCUGGGAGGUCAAUCUCGGCGCCGAGACCAAGGACAUCGCGCGCGGUCUCUUCUCGGCGCUGCGCGAGCUGGACAAGAUCAAUGUGGACGUCAUCUUCGUCGAGGGCAUUGAUGAGACGGAAGGCGACGUGGCGGCUGCCGUGAUGAACCGGCUACGCAAGGCCGCAGAGGUUGAGGUCAAGGGGUCUUGA
Diplodia corticola is the source of this 1692-nucleotide messenger RNA. Its product is annotated as translation initiation protein sua5. The coding region runs from base 1 to 1692 and encodes 563 amino acids. Gene Ontology annotation, molecular function: tRNA binding; nucleotidyltransferase activity; double-stranded RNA binding. Gene Ontology annotation, cellular component: cytoplasm. Gene Ontology annotation, biological process: regulation of translational fidelity. The transcript has a single exon. The record is from RefSeq and is a predicted model, not a curated record. Lineage: Eukaryota; Fungi; Ascomycota; Dothideomycetes; Botryosphaeriales; Botryosphaeriaceae.